Messenger RNA from Drosophila hydei, 4531 nucleotides. It is a transcript of the gene anne, whose product is annotated as probable cation-transporting ATPase 13A3. Bases 76 to 4464 code for a protein of 1462 amino acids. The transcript has 8 exons. Gene Ontology annotation, cellular component: membrane. NCBI's taxonomy places the organism in Eukaryota, Metazoa, Arthropoda, Insecta, Diptera, Drosophilidae. Gene Ontology annotation, biological process: intracellular calcium ion homeostasis; polyamine transmembrane transport. Gene Ontology annotation, molecular function: ATPase-coupled monoatomic cation transmembrane transporter activity; ATP hydrolysis activity; P-type ion transporter activity. The record is from RefSeq and is a predicted model, not a curated record.
ACCAUAAACAAAAAAUCAGAUAAACCGUUAAUAGUUUAAUUAAAUAAAAAUCUGUAUCGGAUUUGCCUAUCGAGAAUGUCUGGGAGCCAAAGCAAAAAUGGCGGAUGCCUUAUUGAAGAAAUUGUGCCUCCCGAGCUUUUGGUCCUGCAGCCCCUAUCGGAAGGCAACGUUCAGCUCGCGGAGCAAGAGAAAUUGCUUCACUUGCCACGAAUUGCCACCAAGAACAAUCUAUUAAAGCUUAAUUGGUGGCAUUCACCAACACAGCAACUGGACGACGAAGCCUCAUUUCUUGCUUCUACGCGACUCAAUAUCGACGCAAGUCUGGCCAACACCAAGCCCACCAAAAUCGCCAACAACAAUAACACGGCCGAUCAAAGUAGCCGUAAUACGCCUGCGAAAUCAAUUUCAACGCCUACGCAUCCCCGCGUAAAUUCUAAGCAUCCGAAUGAUACGGAGAGCCUUAAUUUCGAAGCCGAUGAAGAUUUACACCUACAAGAUUCACAAUUAUUAAUGAAGGAUCCGAAACCAUGCGUUGCUGUUUUGAACCCCGAUCAGCCAGACCAAAUGAAAAUAAGUGGAUAUCGGCGAUCGCACAUUCGUACAGUCUUAUGCUGGAUAUGCAUCAUUCUAACUGGUGGAAUACUACGACUAGUGUUACAUUGGUGGCGUCAUUGGUAUUUGCUAGCAACUUGCCAACCGUGUCCCUUGGAGGAGGCACAGCAAGUACUUAUCGAAGAGGACUAUCAGGGAAAUCAUAAGCUUUAUCACGUUAAGCCCGUUCGCACAUUGGACGUAGAGCAAUUCAAAAAAUUAUUGCAUCAAAUUGGGGAGGAAUUUGAUGAAAAUAAACUUCAGCUACCAGUUCACAUCUCUUCAGCGCAUUUUAAAGGUUGCAGAUCCCUAAGGACUAUCCGUUGCAAGCAACUGGUGUAUGCGUGGGAAAGCAGCGUCAACAACUUUCAAAAGAUCAAUGGAUUGGACGUGAAUGUAUCUUGUUCCUAUUACCAUCAGCAACGUGGCUUAACUGUGCAAGAGCAGCUCGCACGUCGUAUUGUAUUUGGUGAAAAUGAGAUAACCGUGCCGCUGAGAGAUGUGAAGACUUUACUCUUUCUAGAAGUUCUUAAUCCGUUUUAUGUGUUUCAAAUAUUUUCGGUUGUUCUUUGGUUUACAUAUGACUAUUAUUACUAUGCUUGUGUAAUCUUAUUAAUGUCUAUAUUUGGCAUAUCAAUGUCUAUUAUACAAACAAAGAAGAACCAAGAUGUUUUGCAAAAAACAGUUCUGAAUACGGGAAAUGCCUGGAUGGUCAACGCGAAGGGGGUAUCGAUUGAAGUAAAUACGAAAAUGCUGGUGCCUGGUGAUAUUAUUGAAAUACCAUCAUCCGGUUGCACAAUGCAAUGUGACGCGGUAUUAUUAUCCGGCAACUGCAUUUUAGACGAAUCGAUGCUAACAGGAGAGAGUGUACCAGUUACUAAAACAUCACUGCCGAUGAAGCGAGAUGUAAUAUUUGAUAAAAAGGAACAUGCACGCCACACUCUUUUCUGUGGCACUAAAGUUAUACAGACAAGAUAUAUUGGAUCUAAGAAGGUGUUAGCAUUUGUUAUAAAUACAGGAAAUAUAACGGCUAAAGGUGGAUUAAUCCGUUCUAUACUCUAUCCACCGCCUGUUGACUAUAAAUUUGAACAGGAUUCGUACAAGUUCAUUCAGUUCCUAGCGAUAAUUGCAUGCAUUGGUUUUACAUACACGCUUGUCACAAAGAUAUUGCGCGGUACAGAGCCUGUUAAGAUUGUGGUCGAAUCAUUGGACCUAAUUACAAUUGUGGUCCCACCAGCACUGCCGGCGGCAAUGACCGUUGGUCGCUUUUAUGCUCAAAAACGGUUAAAAGCUAACAACAUAUUUUGUAUAUCUCAACGAUCCAUCAAUGUGGCAGGCAGCAUAGAUUGUUGUUGCUUUGAUAAGACUGGAACCUUGACGGAGGAUGGUUUGGAUAUGUGGGGUGUUGUACCAAAGUCUUCAACAAAUCAGUUUCAAAUACCCCUAAAAGAUGUUAAGCGAUUGCCAUACGAUCAUUUUCUGUUUGGCAUGGUCACAUGCCACUCAAUUACUUUUAUGAAUGGUACAAUGAUGGGUGAUCCGUUAGAUCUUAAGAUGUUUGAAUCGACUGGCUGGAUACUUGAAGAUGCGAAUAAUAUACCAGAAAACGAGAAGUAUGGACUGAUCUAUCCGACUAUACUACGGCAGCCGACUCGAGAAGAAAUUCAAUCAUGCUCAAUGCAGGCAAUGCCACAACGCACGUCUGUAUUGCGACAGAGUUCGGUAGAUGAUCUAUUGGCCAACGUCGGAUUGUUAAAAACUGAGACAAGUUUUGAUCAUGGGAUUGUAAGAGAAUUCCCAUUUACAUCCACUCUACAGCGUAUGUCGGUAAUAACGCGUUGUCUCAGCGUUCAAGGCUUCAAUGCUUACUGCAAAGGAUCCCCUGAAAUGUUACAACAAUUGUGUCUACCACACAGUAUACCGAACGACUACACUCAACAGCUAUCAAUUUUUGCAAAGAAAGGUUUUCGCAUUAUUGCCGUGGCGUACAAAAGCUUUAACCCAAAAACGAACUAUACAAAAAUACAAAGGCUUUCGCGUGAGGAGGUCGAGCACAAUUUGGAAUUUCUCGGCUUUGUGAUUCUUGAAAAUCGUCUGAAGCCCGACACAUCGGCGGUUAUAAAGUCGCUAAAUCUCGCAAACAUUCGAUCAAUUAUGGUUACGGGUGACAAUAUAUUAACUGCAAUGAGUGUUGCUCGAGACUGUGGCAUUGUGAGUUCUGCACAGGCUGUUAUUACGGUGCAUGCCGUGCCCAUACCAAAAUCCUUCGAGAAAUUGAAUACCGAACAAAAUGUUGGUCAAUAUGAACUUCAGUAUACUCUUGAGUUGGGUAGUAAAACGUGUUCACCGCCACUUAAUGGUAAAAGAACAUUUUCUGCCGGUGAAAUCGUACUGAAUAUAGAUCAUCUCUCAAAGUCAACUAAUUCAUUGGUAAAUGGUGGCCUAAGUUGUGCCUCAAGUGUAUUACCCAAUAGCAAUAGUUUGGCAAGUGUAAAGACCAUUGAUACGUGGACACAUAACGAUGUUGAUGUCGAUGAUGUGGAACUAGGAGCAGGUGCUAUCAUACAUAACGAUGAUAAUUGGCGUCGUCAAUAUAUAUUUGCCAUGGAUGGCAAAACAUGGCAAAUUGUACAGAAUCAAUUUCCGCAGCAAAUGGAAAUAAUUCUGACACGUGGAGCAAUUUAUGCGCGUAUGUCACCAGAACAGAAGCAAUCGCUAGUUAUGGAGCUACAGAAUUUAGAUUAUUAUGUUGCGAUGUGUGGAGAUGGGGCUAACGACUGUGGUGCCUUAAAGGUAGCGCACACGGGCAUAUCAUUGAGUGACAGUGAAUCAUCAAUAGCAUCGCCAUUCACAUCUCGCAAUCCCACUAUUGCGGCCGUACCAAAUGUAAUAAAAGAAGGUCGUGCCGCUUUGGUCACAUCAUUUGGUAUUUUCAAAUAUAUGGCCGCAUAUUCGUUAGUACAGUUUGUAUCCGUAAUGAUACUUUAUUCAAUCGAUUCGAAUUUAACAGAUAAACAAUAUCUCUAUGUCGAUCUUGGCUUAAUAUCGAUAUUUGCAUUCUUCUUUGGCAAAACCGAGGCAUAUGAUGGCCAGCUAAACAAACAAGUGCCACUUAAUUCUCUCAUAUCGCCAACACCGUUAACAUCUCUUUUGCUUCAUCUAGCCGUUGUGGUUAUCUUUCAAGUCACUGGCUGGUUCCACUUGCAUCAGCAGUCCUGGUUCACACCUUUCCAGCCAGCUGGAGAAGAGCAUUUGGGUUGUUAUGAGAAUUACACGAUGUUUGCCAUAUCCAGCUUUCAGUAUAUUAUACUUGCAUUUGUAUUUUCAAAAGGAGCUCCAUACCGAAAGCCGAUAUGGUCCAACUGGCCUUUAUGCUUAGCUUUAGUUAUAAAUGUUUGUAUUGUGAUUUAUUUGAUUGUUUAUCCAAGUGAAUGGAUAGCUUCAUUUUUUCAAAUUAUCGUGCCCCCAGAUAUGUCAUUUCGUUACAUCAUGCUCCUAUAUGGUGUGGCAGCAUUUAUUUCUCAUGUAUUUAUAGAGUCUUUUGUAGUCGAAAAUUUGAUAUUUAAGCGACUCCAAGUGCGACGUGAGCAAAAUAUAAGAACAUCAACGCGUAAAUAUAUGCAAUUGGAGUAUAAUAUCAAGUCAUUUGAUAACUGGCCUCCUAUAACUGAGGUAUGUGAUUUACACGAUCCAACUGAUCUAGUUGACGAGCUUCAGCCGACAUAUGUUAAUUUAAGCGCCGAACAAAAUCUAGAUGCCCAGCAUAAUGUUUUUCCUGGCUUUUUUGAGACAUCUGAAAAUAGUGUAGAUCACCGUAAUCGCUUGUCGAUCCUAAAAUCUGAUAUAUCUGGUUUUGGUACCCAGCAUAGCUGAAGUUGAACUAUAGAUGCAGAGACUAAUCAUAGUAAAAUCAACAAUAAUACAAAAAAAAUAAUACUUA